AAUCGCUGAGUCGAUCGUCUUCCGCGAUACCAGCUUCGUCGCAUCGCUUGCCGCCGCGCUCGCAAAAUCGGACGAUUCGUCUAUUAAUCUCGACCGCGGAACGAUAACACGAUUUUCAUCUCAAGAAUGAAGUACAAUCAGUACGUGUCGCUGUGCCUCGUGGCGCUUGUCCUCGGCCAAGCCGCCACCCUGCCGCAGCAUCCGCAAUACUCGCAGCAGCUUCAACAGCCCCAGCCUCAGCAGAUCAGGGAGGACAGGAAGUUCGCCGAGAAACCGAACGCUAUGAAGAAGGUCGCUCUGGACGACUUGGACGACAUCAGCACCAAUCAGAUCCAGGAAGGUAGCAGCAGCGGUUUCUCAUGGUCGAACAUGUUGAGCAUGGUGAUGCAAAUGCUGCUCGGCCAAACCGGCGGCGUGGCUGGGCCCAGUAAGAACGACAUCGACGACGGCGCACCGACCAGUCCCUGGGCGAACUUGUUGUCGAUGGGCUUCAGACUGAUCACCGCCCUUCUCGGCGGACCCCAACAACCUGUCGACGGCAUCGACAAGGUCGACAAUCAGAGCAGCACGAUGCAGGAUAUAUUGGCUGCGAUGCUGGGCGCGUUUCUGGGACGAGACAGGGACCCUAAUCAGAUUUAUACCAUGGCUAAAAACGCUUCCGAGUUCAUUAACAUAGUGGUGAACCUUCUGGACGCCUUGAAGACUUCGUUCUCUCACCGUUCGCUCACCGCUAGAUCCAUGGGGAAACGUGACACCAUUUCCGAAGCUGCGGUCACCACGCUCACCAUGCUCAAGGGUUACGUGAGAUCGCUGAAGUCGUUCAACAACGUGGGCCGCGCCGAGGACGAAGGGCACCGAGGUUGCGCGGAGCGCGCCCUUUGCGAGGCGAGCGCCGAGUGCGUCGCUAAGUCCCAGGGCACCUCUUCCGUUUUCUGUCAGUUCGGAUCGUACGCGACGAGCUACCUGCUGCAAAGGCAGAGCGGCGUGGCGUUCGACGCGCUUUACGAGGCGAGUCGACGAGGCCGCAGCGGAGAGGACUGCAGGACCGUUUUCCUGAACUGCAACGCCGUCUGAGAGUCUCUCGUCCCGAUCACCUGAGUACGAUUUAGGCCGCGUGGGACCCGAACGGAUCCGGACUCGAACGCACCGAUGCUCGAACGACUUAAAAACGUUCUUAAACGACCGAGUCGUACGCUUCGAUCGAUCGUUAUCCUUGACAAGUUCGAGAUCUUCGCUGGCAGCCCGAGCUGCUCGGGGUCCCGACGCUUAUAUCGCACUCAGAACAGCGAAGUAGCUUUAUACGCGACGUGGAACAUGCGGAACAUCGUGUCGAGACCGACGGACUCGCCGGGAAUCUCGGCGGGCCUAACCCUCGAGGCUCUCGGCCGCAGGACUCGGCUUAUUCCCUCGACUGAUUCGGCUCUAUUUCGCGAUCAACUAAUCACUAAUCGUUCUCGACUGGCCUAUGUACCGCAGUAAAGUAACGCUCACGAGAAUCGGCCGAGUUCUCGGCGAAUGAUCGCGAGUCCUCUCGUCGGAGAGUUCGUCCGCUUUACGGCGGAGACGAAACGGAAGACCUGAACGAACUCGAGGAACGCUCGGACAGGUCUCUCGAUACUAUUUAUUUCUAUUUAUUGAUUCUGAAUAGACUGAGGAUUUGAUGCGUUCGUAAAGAAAAAUGGCUAGGUGAAAUUUUAAGCAACGAAAAUAUUCGAAGAAUCCGAGAGGACAUCUCUAUGUAUUAUUUUUAACUGACUUGAGUCGCCGAAGGCGGACCAGAGAUUUUCAUUCGACUCAUCUUUGUCGCAAUUGACGAGGACAAGUUUUAUUUUGCACGAAGAUCCGCAGUCUAAUUAUGAGUAAACCUAGAUAGUAGACACCGCUCGAAACUCGACCUCGGCUACGAUGCCAGAUGGGAGACGAAGCAAUGAGAUCGCGCCUCAGGAAUCACGUCUCGUGGUGACGAGAAGCACAAGCCUCCCUGAAUCGACAGAGCUCGAGUUUAUCCUUUCGUAUUUAAUCCAUAGUUUGUUCGCGGUUUGCGAGACAGAAAUUCACUUUCGGGGAGGAAGACGAGCUUUGGGCAGCUGGAUCAUCGACGAUCGGUAACGAUAACGUGCUCGGCGGAUCUUGGCACGGUCGGGCCGAGAUUCGUCGUUGUGUGGCCCUCCCCUCGAUUCGAACGAGUUAGCGUCUCAGGAUACUAUAUUCGUUUUUUCGCCACCCGUUCGAGAUUAUCUACUGUAUAUAGGCAAUUAUAUACGUACGCAGAGUGACCGGGUGGACCUUAUCGCAAUAGCCCGCGCUCUAUUUAGCUCGGUUAGCGUUAUCAUUUAGAGUGUAAGCUGUAUUUAUGCGCGGAUUGUAUUUCAAUCAAGCUAAUAAACGGUCUCGUUCGCAAA
Molecule: messenger RNA, 2402 nt
Organism: Megalopta genalis
Lineage: Eukaryota; Metazoa; Arthropoda; Insecta; Hymenoptera; Halictidae
Source: RefSeq, a predicted model, not a curated record